UAGUGCUUAUACUUGGUGAAGAAGAAAUCGGAGACCGAGCUGCAGCAGCAGUUCUGGACGAAAACGACCGAACCAAAAGAAGGGAAAAGAGUGGUACGCGGUACUCACCCUUCGCAAGCCUUGUCGUUUCCUUCUCCCUUGCACUCUUGCUGUUUGGUCUGCUAAUCUAAUUCCCUAUUUCCAUAUCCCUCGAUUUUGAAUUCCCGAGCCUCAUUACUUUGCCGAUUCCUUGUGAUAAGUGAUAACACAUAUUCAGAAGCGGAAAUGGAGGUUUUCUAGUAGUCUUGUCUCUGUGAUCGGAGUAACAAAACCAGAUUCUCGGAGACCCUUUGUAUUCUCUUCACAAAGCUCAUCCUUUGAAAGAUGAUGCUUCAAUUCCCGGACCCGGUGAAGCUCAAAACCAGGAAGCUUGUGUUUGAGGAGGCGUAUGCAGCACGUGACUCUGCUACGCUUGAGCAAUUGAAGGAGCUUAGCUCUAAGCGCAGAGUGAUUGAGGAGUCCAUCAACGAGAGCAGUUCCAUCACGGAAGCUAUUGCACGAGAAAUGUCUGGAGGAUUGACAUCCCAAGUUCAGCAGGACCUGCAAAGGCUAGAAGGGUAUCUUCCAUUAUUGGAAAAUUUGAUUUUCCACAUAGAUUUAAUUGGUAGCAAUUGCCAGAUGGUGCGGUGGACUUCAGAUCUGAAGAUACGAUGGAGUAGUGCGCUGAGCUCAUCUUCUUUCUUCAACCUUCUGGGUCCAAAAUUUUUUCAAAUUGAUAACUUGCGAUUUGAGCUUGGUAUGACCCUUUUUCUUUAUGGUGCAAUCCUUCGAGAGAGGGCUUUGGAAGUCCUGCCAACAGAUUUGGUGCAAUCUGCCACCUUCUUCAGAGAAGCUGCUGGAGUAUAUCAUCAUCUGGCUAAUGAGGUUCUUCCCUCUUUAGGACCUGCAUUUCCUGCGGAAAGGCCACCAGAAGCCAUCUCAUCUGUAUCCACUGUCAUGAGCCUCAUUUGUUUGGCAGGGGCCCAGGCAGUAACCAUCAGGAAGGCUGAAGAAAAAGGCACUGCUAUAGGCCUCUUGGCAAAGUUGCACCAUGGUGUUACACAGUUACUCGAUGAAGCCGAUAGUCUUUUAAAUACAGCAAGUAGUGAGUGCAGAGAUAUUUCAUCUCGCUUAGUGGAAUUUAUAUUGUCAUGCAAAUCUCUACACGAGUUAAGAAGUCAGAAAUAUCUUGCUGGAACUCUGAAGAUUGCUGGUCAAGUUGGGGUUGCAGUUGGAGUUCUUCGUGUUGCAGUGAUCAACAUCCAAAAGAAGAUUCCAGGUGAAGAGUCAUGGAGAUCAGUGUUCAGAAAGGAAAUUGAUGAUGCCUCUGAAAUGCUCAGGAAGUUCGAGCAUGAGAAUGAAUUUGUCUGGCAUGAGAAGAUUGCUUCUGGUGAUGAGUUGCCAUUACCCCAAGGUAACAAAAUUGUGAGUUUUAUACCUUACAAACCCAAAAGAUGGGAGAGAGAACUUGCGUUCAAGAUAUAAAUGUUCAUUGAAGUGUUUGUACUAUGUUCUUGUCUUUGUUCCCUGGUGAAGGUUAUCAAGCUUCUAGCUUUGCAUUUGCCCAUUGAUGGAUGGAUGGAUUUUUUUUUUUUUUAAAUACCAAACACUCUCUUGGAAACAAUUUCUUCUCGGGUCUGUUCAUUAAGAUAGUGGCUGAGGGCUCUAGGGUUUGCUUGGCAAUUGAGUUGUAUGGACCAAGAUUGUUAUGUAAAUUAUAACCUUUUACUUGUC
Messenger RNA from Juglans microcarpa x Juglans regia, 1752 nucleotides. RefSeq lists its product as uncharacterized. The transcript is spliced from 6 exons. NCBI's taxonomy places the organism in Eukaryota, Viridiplantae, Streptophyta, Magnoliopsida, Fagales, Juglandaceae. Bases 364 to 1503 code for a protein of 379 amino acids. The record is from RefSeq and is a predicted model, not a curated record.